This is a messenger RNA of Rhizopus microsporus ATCC 52813, 381 nucleotides long. RefSeq lists its product as uncharacterized. The record is from RefSeq and is a predicted model, not a curated record. The transcript has a single exon. NCBI's taxonomy places the organism in Eukaryota, Fungi, Mucoromycota, Mucoromycetes, Mucorales, Rhizopodaceae. Bases 1 to 381 code for a protein of 126 amino acids.
AUGCUUGUCGAGAGAGAAUUAUCUGAUAUCAAUGACCCGCCUAUCCUUGGGAGAAUCAAACAAAACAAAGAGUUUACUUCAUUUGUAGCAGCAUCAUUAAAAAGACUGAAAUUACCACCCGAUACAAUCACAGAGCAAGAAGCAAGAGAUCAUUACCUAAAGGCAAAAGAAAAGCAGGCUGAUAAACAGUUUGUUACCCUUUGGACUUUGAGAGCUUUGUUAGCAUCUAUUGUUGAAAGCAUUAUCCUUGUGGAUAGAUGGCUAUACCUUGAAGAAUCUGUCAGUUCAUUGGAGAAUAGUCAACAUAAGGGAGUAUGGGCAUAUCCACUGUUUGAUCAAGUAGCAUCACCAAGAAAUGUAGUUUAUGUAGCUUCGAAAUAA